GACGAGGGAUGCACGUCCCCUCGGUCGCCGCCGCUGGGGAGCGCGGAGAUGGCCGAACGCUCCAAUUCCUUCACACACCCCCUGGGGCCCCAGAUAAUAAAAGUUUUGCGGGAGCCUGGGCAGAAGCAGGGGUACGCGGAGCCAGGCGACGCGGCACGAUAGGCGCUGAGCCGCAGGCGGCCGGCUGGGCUCUGCCAGCCUCUCCCAGGCACCUUCCGGCUCGACUCGGCUCGGCUCGGCUUCACUCGCGCGUUCCCUCCUCGCCUCCCGGCUCGCGCGCGCUCCGCCCCGCGCGCGCUCGCCCCACCCCGUCCCGCCCCUUGAGUCCAGACUUGACACCCCGAGGUGUUCCCACCGAGCUGUCAAAGGCUGAGCAAGUUCCGCGGCUGUCAGUUCUCGCUUGCAGCCCUGGGCUGUCCAGGCCACCUUAGGGGGAGAAAAGACAGAGGUCCCGCUGCCUAGCUCUUGCGGAUGGUCGUCCCUUCCCCCUGCGCCGGCUCCUAAGCCAAGCUAAUCCCGACCCACGUAGUGUUGGCGUUGGUUUUCCAGGAACCUCUGGUGCUCACUAGGAAGCCGAGAGCCGCACGUGCGUGUUCCCCCCUUCGGCAGCUGCACGAUAGUGCGGUCCCCGCUUCGCAGGCCUAAGGCAAGCGAGAAGGGACGCACUUCUCCCGGCUCGCAAAGCGAUGCAGGGAGGCUAUCGGGCCGCGGGGCGCAGUCUCGGCAUUCAGCCACAAAGGCCUGCCCGGAUCUCUUGAGAGUCUGAGAGCGAGCCUGGGGUCUAGCAGCCUUGUCCCUCCCGAGAGCAGCAGAAUGGUGGACUCAACAGAAUGACUUCUGUUUCCCCAAGGAAGUGCACUCUGACGAUAACUUCGGGAGGGACAAAGAGGGCCGCUCUUUAUGAGAGCUGCCACAGCCCCUGGAGCAGGGGACUCAGUGGCCACCAAGGCCUUCCCUGCUCGCGGCCUUUCCACGAGGAGGCACUAAGCUUCCGAUGGGGGCUCCAGGGCGCUCCUGACUCUUCUACGGGGCGAGGGCUCUGACUCUGCAGUUGAGGUUUGAAGGCCCUUUGGAAGCUCGGAAGUGGCGGCCUCCUACCACCUCCUCGGUCAACGCAGGAAGAAGGCGCAGUGGGGGCGGGAAUCGAGAUGAGCGGAGAGGAGCCGCCACGGAGAAGAGUGCGGGCUUGCAGGAGCCGCCCGGGAUAACUCGAACUGUGGGCAGGCAGGUGCCGGUGGGCCUUGAAGGUGAGAAAGCACGAGAAAAGAACAAUGUCCGCUUCAGCUUAGAAUACGUUAACAAUGAGCUUUAAAGGAAAAUACUCAUUCUUAUUACCCCUGUUCAGGAAAGAGAGUGCUGAUCUGCCUCUUCCAGUCCGCUGGGCUGGAGAUCAGAGAGGCUGCCUGAUCCCAGCCAAUCCAGUGUCUGUCCCGCAACAAACCCUUCUUCCUUGGUAUGGUCCCCAUUCCUUUCCUCAAAAUAAUAAAUAAAUAACAAGAAGUCCUGGAAGGAAAUACACUAAAAUGUUCCCAGUGGUUAAUCAUUCAUGCAGUAGUAGAUUAUAUGCAGCUUUCAUUUUCUGCUUUAGACUUCUAUUUUCCACAACUUUUCUAAAGUUUCUACAAAAGCCGUAGAUCUCCACUACA
Messenger RNA from Saimiri boliviensis boliviensis (Bolivian squirrel monkey), 1646 nucleotides. Lineage: Eukaryota; Metazoa; Chordata; Mammalia; Primates; Cebidae. The record is from RefSeq and is a predicted model, not a curated record.